This is a messenger RNA of Ustilaginoidea virens, 1038 nucleotides long. RefSeq lists its product as uncharacterized. The record is from RefSeq and is a predicted model, not a curated record. The transcript has a single exon. Gene Ontology annotation, molecular function: metal ion binding; alcohol dehydrogenase (NAD+) activity. NCBI's taxonomy places the organism in Eukaryota, Fungi, Ascomycota, Sordariomycetes, Hypocreales, Clavicipitaceae. Gene Ontology annotation, cellular component: mitochondrion. Bases 1 to 1038 code for a protein of 345 amino acids.
AUGAACACAGACGCCAAACCCAACCCGUCUUCAGCCGGACCGUCGGGCGCAACAAGUGCCUGCUCAGCCGGCUCUGCUGCCCUCUCGCCGACUUCGAACCAGCUGCUGCCGCCCGGGAGCGCCGGCAUAGCUGCUGGUGGUAGCUCAUCUGCCACUCCUGCAGUUGCUGGCGCUGCUGGAGCCGAGACCAACCGCACCUCGUCCUCAGCACCACCAGCUGGUGGCUCGCGCUCCGGCUCCCAGGCCCGGAAACCGCACGUCAAGUCGCCGCGCUCCGAGUACGGCGCCUCGUCCAAGUCGACACGAACCGAAGGGUCCCACCGGUCCUCCCAUCCGGAGACGCCUUCACCCCGGAUAGUCUACGGCUCCGGCACGCUCGCGCGCCUGCCGACCGAGCUGGAGCGACUCGGCGUGACCUCGCCGCUCAUCGUUUCCAGCCCGUCCAGAAUCACGCUCGCCCGCCGGAUCCAGGGCCUCAUCCCCAGCCUCCACGCCCGGAUCCUCGACUCGGCCGUCGUCAACGUGCCUGCGCGCGUCGUCGACGAAGCCGUGGCCCGCAUAGACGACCGAGACGUCGUCAUCAGCGUGGGCGGCGCCUCGGCCCUGGGCUUGGCCAAAGCCAUUGGCUGUCGCAAGGGGAUUCCUCACGUCUGCAUCCCCACCACCUACAGCGCGUCGGAGAUGAUGCCUCUCCUCCUCGACGCAUGCCCCGCAAGACACGGCAGCGUGUCCGGCAGCAGUGCCGUCGGGGAUGCCAGCCGCAGCAGCAGCAGCAGCAGCAGCAGCAAGAGCAAAUCAGACAGGCCUCAGCGCCGGGACUCGGCAACCCGGGGCGGCUCUCGUAAAUCGCCUCGCACCACGUCCUUUCGCGACCCGAGAGUGCUUCCUGAAGUCAUCAUAUACGACGAAGAUUUGACCAUGAGCAUGCCGAAGCGCUUUUCCGCACCUUCUGGCGAUGUAGCCAUGGCGCGUUUGACCGAACGACGCGACCAAGAUGACACGGCGCAAUGGAGCUAUCUUCAUCUCCCUGGGGUUUGA